AUUUUUAUGACCCUGUUACACAAGUCAUCUAGACAAACACUAGGGCAUAACUAUCGUCCUGAGCACCAAAUAAUAAGCAUAAUCUGAAUAGAAAUGCUCUCCUUUUCCUUCUGCUUUUCCCUUUUCUCCUUCAUACCUCAGAGAUUAAGCCUGUUUGGGGAACCGUCAGCAAAUUCUGAGUGAUAAUUUGACAAUAAUUUGACAGUAGUCUUAAGUCAUCAAUCAAAACCCUGUUUAUGCUCUUUUCAGCAAAACAUAUGCUGACCCAAAACUAUUUUAGCAGUCACACUCUGUUUUGAUCUUGUAGUAGUCUCUAGCCCUUACGCUCAACACAAGUGUGCCAAAAUGUUGCAGAUGCUCAGACUAACUGCCCAGAAUGCAGACCGAAGAGGGCUGGGCAGGCGUUGUGAGGAACACCCCCUUACCCAGGGCCGACGACCACCUACUGAGCCGAAAGCAACUGGACACAGAGAGAAGUGUGCCUCAGACUCAGGACUCGGGCGAGAGUUGUGGCUACAAAAAGCUCGCCAAGGUCAUCAUCUUCCUGGCCCACAACCUCAUGGGUCUGAAACAGGAGGUAAAUGAUCUCAAGCAACAGAUCACAGCGGUAGCCCACAAGGAGCCCAGCAAAAUGGAGUUACAGGAGGAAAUCAAUAGAUUUAAAAAGGCUCUGACAGCUGCUGAACAGCAAGAGCACCUGGAAAAGGUAGCCAGAAAUGACCUGGAAAGGAAACACCCACACAAAAUUACUAUUAAAGCAGCAAAUUCUGAGCUCUUAGACAAAGUCGCCAGAACUGAGACUCUGAUCCAGCAGCUGAACAACACUCAAGACAAGCUUGACAUGUUCCGAAGAGAACUCAGGGACUCCUAUAGGCUGCGAAAGGAAACGCAGUGGGAGAGACACCCUACUCCUGCAUCCUCACUCAGCAGUGCAAACUCCCCCAGGUGCACCAAGCUACGAAGGGGGGAGCCAACACUUUCUGCUUAACAACUCAGCAGACAGAACCAUAAUACCUCAAGCAACCACAGGGAAGCAUCCCUGCAGCAGCGCAUGAUGCGACCCCCAGAGACCUUGACAAGCUAGCCAGAAAACUCCCAGCAUUCACAUGGCCAGGAAAAUAAUAGUUCCUACUUUAUGCAGGACGAGCAGUAAUUUAGAACGGUGGCGUCGUUUUAAACAUUGCUUGCAAGCAGACCCAAUAAUCAAUCUUAUGUGUCUGUUUCAUAAGUUUUAGUAACUUCUUCUCCAUGCGCAUACCAGUUCCUGAUCAAAACCAGAUAAAAUUAUAGUUUGAAUGCACCUUCCUACAAGCAGUAAGAAGUUUUCAGUGCUAUAAUGUGUUUAAAUCGUACGAUAAGAAACUAACCUGAUUUUAGCGAAGAAAUCCUAAUUUCUGUUGUUAGUGGAGCAUAGGUCUUUUCUGACGACGUAAUCUCAGAUUAGCAGCUCAUAUAAAUGGUACCAGAAUAAAUCGGUCUGAUCUUGGGCGAAGAAAUCCCCUUUUUCAGCACUGUGUAGGUGAUCUGAGCGAUGCUCCUCAUUUCACUGAUUUAAGGCCUUAUUAUGUGUUAUAUAGCUUG
Messenger RNA from Sinocyclocheilus rhinocerous, 1581 nucleotides. RefSeq lists its product as uncharacterized. Lineage: Eukaryota; Metazoa; Chordata; Actinopteri; Cypriniformes; Cyprinidae. The record is from RefSeq and is a predicted model, not a curated record. The transcript is spliced from 2 exons. Bases 377 to 988 code for a protein of 203 amino acids.